This is a messenger RNA of Fukomys damarensis (Damara mole-rat), 2747 nucleotides long. RefSeq names its product zinc finger matrin-type 1 (gene Zmat1). Lineage: Eukaryota; Metazoa; Chordata; Mammalia; Rodentia; Bathyergidae. The transcript is spliced from 6 exons. Bases 165 to 2111 code for a protein of 648 amino acids. The record is from RefSeq and is a predicted model, not a curated record. Gene Ontology annotation, molecular function: zinc ion binding; nucleic acid binding.
CCUAACCUAGCAAGGCGCCAGUGCAGUUGUAGGCGCCUCGCCCUUGCUUUGCGAAGGCAUUGGCGCCAGCACAGUCGCGUCUCUGGCGGAGGAGUCUUACCCUCAGGAAGCUACCAUCUCUACCGUCUCUUCCUUCCUCCAGCUGGCGGCGGCGGAGGCAGGUUAUGCUUGCCUCCUCCACCACCUCCACCUCUGACUGCCCGCCUGCCGCUGGCUGUAGCUACAGUGGCGGCGGCGGCGCCGGCUCCGCUGUAUCGGCGGCGGGGAGGUGGGGCAGUAGUUUUAAAGUAGCCACUCGCCCUUGCCUCAGAGAAGAUGCCACUUGGAAUGAAGAGGAGAUGACCGAACUUUUUACAGAUAACUUUUGUCAAGUAUGUGGAGUGGUGCUGCAGUUAAACUCACAAAAGAUUUCACAUUAUGAGAGUGAAAAACAUGCUCAAAAUGUUAGACUUUAUUUUCAAAUGCAUGAGGAACAAAAUAAAAUACAUAGUAAGAAAAUGAACAUGCAUUUUGGGAAUUUUAAGGUACAUAGGACUGGAACACUGGAUAGAGACAGAUUUUGUGACCUCUGCAACAUGAUUUUUAGCUCCCCAGUUGUUGCUCAGUCUCAUUAUAUGGGGAAGGUUCAUUCUAAAAAAUUGAAGCAAAUAACAGCGAAACAUAAUCAGGUGCCUUCAUCAGCAUUUCAGCCAGAAAUGGCAUUUAAUAUGAGAACCUAUGUUUGCCGUAUCUGUAGAAUGACCUUUAGAUCUUUAGAUAUGUUUUGGGCACACAUGCAAGGAAGAGAACAUCAAAUCAAGGAAUCUCUUGUUAUCAGUCUAGUGAGAAAUUCAAGGACACAAGAUGAUUACCAAGAUGAAUGUGCAAAUUAUAUCAAACUACAAAAAUACGGAGAACAAGAGUCCAAGACUCAUUUCAGAAAAAUGGAAGAAAACUCUUUGGAAGCUCAUGGGUGCAGAGGAGUGGUUGAUUCUGGACUUACAUAUAAAAUAUUUGAACAAAGACUACAUUUUGAUACUUGCCAGACAUAUCCAGGACCAUACAAUAAUUCACAAGCAGUGAAAAACCAAUUACCUCAUUGCUUACCAGCUCAUUUAGAGAAGACUUAUGACUCUUUCCAAGAUGAACUUGAAGACUAUAUCAAAGUGCAGAAAGCUAGAGGACUACAUCCACAGACUUGUUUUAGAAAAAUCAAAGAAAACUCAGUGGAAUCUGGAUACAGAGAAAUGUUUGAUACUGAGCUCAAACAAAAAAUAUGUGAGCAAAGAUUUUCAUGUGAGACUUUCCAUAGCUACCCAGAACCAUACAGUAGUUCACUAGUGGAUGGUGAUGUACCACAUUGCUUAUCAGCUCAUUCAACGAAGACUUAUGACUCUUUCCAAGAUGAGCUUGAUGCUUAUAUCAAAGUGCAGAAAGCCAGAGGUUUAGAGCCAAACUCCUGUUUUAGAAAGAUAGUCAAUACCUCUGUGGAAACUCAUAGGUACAAAGAAAGUUCUGAUAAUAGACCCAGACAUAAAAUGUUUGAGCGAAGACUUCCAGUUGAAACCUUCAAGACUUACACAGAAUUAUACAGUGUUUCCCAAGCAGUAGAAAACCAGUUGCCUCAACCAGGUCCUGACAGAAAACAGACAUUUGAUUCUGUGAGCUAUGAAUUCAACAGAGGAUAUUUUCCAGAAAAACCAGUACCCCUGAGCUUUGGUCAUCAAGAAAAUAACUCUGGCCCAUACAGCACAGAAUGCGAAGUUUACAAACGCCUCUCAUUAGAAAACCAUAUUAGUGACCUUGGAGCAGAUUAUAAACACCGACAUCAGAAGAGACGACAGUAUGUGGAGGAAGUCAAACAAAGACCAGAGAAGGAACAGUCCAAGCAUAAAAGGAAAAAGAGUUACAAGGAAGAUACAGAUUUAGACAAAGAGAAAAACAUACACCAAAGUAAAAAGAAAGAGGACAAAGUCAGGGGCAGUUUAGGCAAGCUUAAGCAUCGAAAAAAGAGAAAAAGCCACGAUGUAACUUCUGAAAAAGAACAUAAGCACAAGAAAGAGAAAAAAAAAACUGUUGAGGAAAGGACAGUAGAGGAAAUGCUUUGGGAUGAGUCAAUUCUUGGAUUUUGAACUUUUAGUUUACCUGAGGAUUGUUUAAAGAAAACGGCAUAAAUGUAGAUAAUGACAGGAACAUCCAGUGAAGAAAAGGAGUGAUAGAUAAUACUAGACUGGGAAAGGUUUUUUUUUUUGUGUGUGUGUGUGUGUGUGUGUGUGUGUUUGCGUGUGUAUGUGUGUAAAUCUUUAAUCAAAAGAGGAAACAAAAAAGUCUAAAUCUAGUCUUUGAAAAUUAACAUAAGGAAAAGCUAUUGAAGAAAAUACAGAAGAGUCAGUAUUUUGAGGGAGUCUAUUCUUGUCUUUUGAAGUUUUAGUAUUUUUGAUACAAGGAUAAAUUGAAGAAAUUAGUGAAAAAAACUUUUGACAAAAACAAGUGUGUGUCAUAUGAGAAGAAGAAUAGAUGCAUGGUAGUCCAGGGAAGUAGAUUAGUCCCCUCCUUCCCUCUAUGUCUCCCUUCCUUUUUUGAAAACAUGAAAUUUUAUUGAGAGAAGAAACAAACAAAAAAGUCCUAAACUUAGCUACUAAGAUACAAGACUAUAACAUAGAAAGAUCAUGAGAAAAUAAAAUCAUUAAAAGAAAGCAAGAGCCAGUGCUUUGGCAUGAGUCUACUCUUGGUUUUUACACUUUGCAGUUUUGUUCACUUAUAAUUGA